AUCACACCCUCACCCAGCUGUGUUGUCUACUCAUGAGUUGAUCUAAGUCAUUCAUUCUCGCUGACUUGUUGUGAUGAUAUAACUCUUUCCAAAUAACCCUUGCGACUGGGUUGCGCCUUCCUGUUACAGCGUCCUUGUCUAGUACGCGCCUGUUCCUUCCUUGGCGCCGUAGUAGAUCAUCGCACCUGCCCUGCUGACUUGAAGUCUUGCUCUUUCUGGCGCGAUGGUCAAAUUGCGAGUCGCCGCAAGGGUCAUCCCUGAAGACGAAUACCUCGAUUCUCUCUCCUCCGCCACUCCAGCCAAGUCACUUCGUAGUGAGAAGCGCCUCCUGGUUAUCGUCCGGGAUCCCUACACAUGGCAGAUCGGCACUUUGGCACUUGAGAUCCAGAGAGCAUACAAGAGUUGCUACCAGCAUGAUCUGGCCACCAUAAAAUAUCUCAAAGAUGACGAAGACGACUGCGACCUCGACCCUCAACUCUAUGUCUCCGAUCUCCUGCUCGACGAAGGCAGAGCCCAAAGAGAUGGCCAUGAUCAACGUGUUACAAUCAAGGUCGUUCUUGAACAAGGAAGGACGCUCCGUGAAGGUUCAGUUGCCAUUGGCGGGGUCUUGGACAAUCCUGAGUUUCGCCUGCAACUUCAAGCAUCCUCACGCCCUCCGGUUCCAAAGUUUACUGUCGUCAGUUCCACCUUGGGCAAACGCCAACCCUCCGACUACCCUGAGUGGGCCCUUAAUGGGAGCAAGAGACAGAGACAUGCAGACAUACUCGAACCUGUCAGAGAAGACAGUUUGAUGUCCUCAAUCGAGCGAGAGUACCCCACAGAGCAUCUUGAUGUCGUUGCUGCCACUCAAUCGCCUCCUCAGCACCCUCAAAACACCAUCAAAGCCGAGUCUGCAGAGGCCUGGAGCACCUGGCGAGACAUUCCUGCCGCGACGGUUGAUGAGCUUGAAGCCCUGGCUGAAGAGCCACCAGGAUUCUCAUCGCUCAAAAAAAGCAACGGCACAAAAGCCAGAGCAACCCAUCAUCAACAGCCUAAUGGCAUUUCCUCGACCCAUGUUGAAACCCAACCCUCACAUCCUAAGCCUAAUCUUCCGGUUACCCCGGUCGCAGAGCUGUUGAAGCCCUCUUCGGCUUCCCACCCCCAGCCAUCGACGUCUUUCACCACUGGAGUUCGAGGGACCUUGCACAGCCUCUCCAACUCAGCGGGCAAGUUCAAGCGGACUGUUCAGAACAGCAUUUACGACCUUCCCGAAUCAGACAUCGAUGACUCGCAAAUGUCGCCCAGAUCCAAGACGGCAACUUUGCACCGAGACAAGUCGCGAGAUCGCUUCUCCCGUAUCGAAAAUCUCAGGUCGCCGUCACUGGAAAGAGACCAUGAUCAAGCUUUCACCAUCAAUGAAGCCAUCGAUGCUCUCGACAAUGAAUCGGUCUUUAACGAUGUUGCCCUGACCGAGCAUGACUUCCGUGCUCAACCCCCGUCUUUGACAGACAAAGCCGCCGCUGCUGCUGCUGCCGCCGCCACCGACCACUCUUCUGAUGACAUUUAUGAGGAUGCAGAGAGCGUAGCUCCUGAAACAGAUCCUAAACAAGUUCAAUUUCGCACAGACAGCAAACCUGUAUCUCAAAUCGACACCCACUCAACCAUGACUGCCAACAACCAAGUGACAGUACCGACUGUGCCCAAACACAAACUUGCCAACGCCCAUGAUCCGGCGCUCAACGGCCAAACUACAGCAAAUAGUGAUCCACAAAAUAGUGAACCACGGAAGACUGAAACAAAGACGUCCAGGAGGAGAUCGAGGCCAUCACGCUCAGGUGAUGGAAGUUCGAGGGACGGCAACUCCAUCAUUUCUUCACCAAGCAGCAAGACCAAAUCCGUGACCAUAGCAGAUGUCGAUCCUCAAGCCUCUCGCAAGAACGUCUCCUCUCAGCAACACACUCGCAGUACCGAGAGCCUUGAUGAACAACUAUCGCAGUCUUUGCAACAGUCAGCCCAAAAGUCCCUCAAAAAGCAAAGUACUGGUAAGAAGUCUGGGUCUGAGACUGCCAUGUCGACAAAUUCCUCUGUAAAUAAGGAAGGCAUAAAUUCCAAAGGAACGACGUCGAAGCGUGGACCAAAUUCGAAAGGCGAUGCCAGACCUGGCCCUCCUUCUGUCACUGUCAACCUAGCAAAGGAGGCCGUCGCAACUUCAAAGCCACCAAAAACACCCUCAGCCCGCAGCUCGGGGCCAGCGACUAAAUUUCAGGGCGAGGUCUCUUCUUCUAACCCCAAAUCAAAUAGACUUGCGGUCGACGACAGGACUGAAGCUAGAAAGAGUCCUUCGGUUCCAAUAGGCUUGACCGAAGAAGAAAUUAAGAUCAUGAAGAGCCGAGAAGGCAUGACAAAAGAAGAGUACGAAGCAGAUAAAAGAAGAAAGCAACUCGAGCAGAAACACGUUGAUGCUGCCAAGAAGCGUGAAAGCUUCGGUAAACCGACAAAGACGAAGCCAGUUGCACCAACGCCCAAGAGCCAGUCUUCAGCCAGUACGUCUUCAAAAACAACCGUCCCCAAUUCAAAGAGCAGUAAGAACAUUACUGUGGAGCUUGGCGCAAAGGACGCUGGUAGCAAGAGAUCAACAACUCAAGACACUGAGAAUAGCAAAACCAAGGAGCCGUCGCAGAACUCAACACUUUCUUCGUCGCCAAAGGACGGUCUGGAGAAGUCAACACGCGAUAUCACUACCAAGACUCCUGCUAAAUCGGCUCCACGAAAUGUAUCAGCAAGUAAAGACCGUCAAACUCCGAAGCCAAGCUCAGGCAAAUUGGCCGACACAUCGAAAUCACAGGCUAGCACGCAAAAGCCCAAUCCCACUGCAGCUCCUCCGACGAUUCAGCAAGCAAGAAGUCUCAAAAAUCUCCAUGCUGCCCUCAAGACCGCUCACGAGAACGCCACUUCAUCAGCAAACAGCUCUCGAAAUUCUUCUCGUCCAAACCAGAAGAAGUCAAUACUGGUUGUUUCGGACGAUGACGACACCAGUGAUGAUGAUAGCAGCGAGGAUGAGAGUAGUUCCGACAACAAAGUCUCCACGAAACUCUCUACGGACAAGCUCUUGCAGGGGACAACGAGUUCUAGCAAAGUGAAGCCGCCCGUCGCGAAAGCUACGUCCUCGCCCUCCUCAUCCUCAUCCUCUGCAGACAGUGACGAGGAUGCAUAUGAGCGCAAACAAACAGCAGCAGCAAAGCUUGCCAAAUCGGCACUUAACAGGGCCAGAUCAGCCUCGUUGGCCGCAGUCUCGCCUUCAUCCACUGGUGAGGGUCUCCGGAAUCGCCGACCAGAUCCAAGCAUCCGUGAUGCUAGCAUCGAGUUAUCUGAUGACAGUAGUGAAGAUGACGAGCAUAGUAAGAACGACAAGCUUUAGGAAAGCCAAAGAGGAUGGACUGGCUGGAGUGGCAAGACAACAAUCAGCCCUCGGAUUGUGUAUCGAAACCCAGGUGGUCCGAACAGGUCGUGGACAACAAUCAAGAAAAAGCCAGUCUAAUGUGUGACAACAGUGUUGGAGCUUAGUGCGUGUUGGGGGUUUGGAUGCGGAUAGGAACACGACGAUCAAAGCAAUUCAAGGAGGGUUUGCUUUGCAUUUGAGGAAGCCGAAAAAGCCUUGCUGUUGGCAGAGAUUGGAGUAGAUCAUCAGCAAUUAUUGCUUGAGUUGAAUGUGUAUGAGAUCAGACUACGCAGAACAAAGUCGGCUUGGGACUUGAAGAAAUGUUGGUUGGGCUCUGAACGAGUAUGGAAUGGUCAGGCUCAUCGAGAUCAUCAACGCUCCAGUCUUGAAGAUCACAAAAUACCAUCAAAAAGGCCAGUUUGGUGUCUGACUCAACUGGACGAAUCACUGUAGCAUCUUCGCGGAGCACAUGGCAACACAGGGAAAUCCCAAGUAUUGUUCACACAGUCUGGGUUGGUUAUCA
This is a messenger RNA of Exophiala mesophila, 3941 nucleotides long. RefSeq lists its product as uncharacterized. NCBI's taxonomy places the organism in Eukaryota, Fungi, Ascomycota, Eurotiomycetes, Chaetothyriales, Herpotrichiellaceae. The coding region runs from base 224 to 3397 and encodes 1057 amino acids. The transcript has 2 exons. The record is from RefSeq and is a predicted model, not a curated record.